AUGACUCGGUGGAUAGUGGCACAACGAAACUCUCUCUUCACAUUGUUUCUUCCUCUCCUGACACUUGUCUCUUACACCCUUGCAUUUGACAUUUUGUCUCGUCGUCCACCUCACAAUCGAGAACAUCAAUACACUUUGGAUGAGUUGGCUCCUUCUCCCUACUAUUCCAAAACUUCCUACCUAAUUCCUAGUUAUAUAGUGACAAACGUCACCAUCAGCUAUGGACAUUUUGAUGUUCUUGCUAUUGGGGAAGUGGGUUCAAUGUUUGAAGUAUAUGCAUGUUCCACAAAUGCUUGGACAAUUUCUUGCUCUCAACUCGCGACUUCAGUUUCUUCGAAAGCCUAUCGACAACAAUUUUAUAAUGAAAAGAAUGUUCCUCUUUUCAUUGUUUUCAGAAACACAGAUUCCACACAGAAUGCUCUCAUUAAGGAACUUUUUGUGAACAGAGUUUCAGAACAAAGAUUCAUGGACAAUGUUUUUUCACUGACAAUUCCGUUGAAUGCAGAUCAUUUCUUUCAAGUGAAAGACCUAUUGCAGUCUUCCAAUAGAAUUUGCAACAUGACGAUCAUACCCAAUAUAUUCGAUGCCACGGUGCCGUUCACAUUACAACUCGAUGCAGGUUUCAAUCAAAAUCAAACAGUGGAACAGACUCAAAAACUUUCACUCAAGACACUUUCAGACAGCUCUUCAUUUAUGUACAAACCAAGCAAAGAUGUUGUUUAUCCGAUCACACCUGUGACAAGAAUUCGUUGCAUUCAAUCAUCUGGUGAUGUCUGUCACAUGGCCGUAAACUUGAUUCAAUACGAUGAAGCACCACCGCUUAACCAAACUAUUUUGGGAGCUAUCCUUGGAGGAACAUUGUUAUUUGUUGGUUUUAUUGUCAUUGUGAUCUUUGUCGUGAUUGUUUGUGUUUGUUGUUACUGUUGUUGUACGGUAAUUCCAAAUCGGAGGUUUUUAAAAGAAAUUGAAUCCAAAAAGAGAAAUCAAAGAAUUCAGGAACAUUAUCCUCACACAAGUUUACAUUUACUUUCGGAGCAUGACAAACAUGAGCAAGAUGAAAUGAAUCACUUGCGCGCAGAGAAGGCAUGUCCACAUCGUGAUCUGUCACAAACAGAUCCUAGUCUUCCAAUUAAGGUUGAUUCUUUGGAAACAGGGAACUCAUUCAUGAAGGUGAACAAUCAAAAAGAGCAAUCACAAACUCCAAACAAGCAAAAUUCACAAGAAAACGCAUCAGAUUUUCCGGUGGACACAGUGAUUGAUUCAUUUGAAUCGAUGAGAAUUCGAACUUCACAACAACCACUCCUACCUAACAGUGUCGACACAAAAUCUCAAUCAAACAACAACUCAACAGCUUCAAAGAGUUCCCAGAAUCAUAAUCAAGAUUCAAACAUGUUCAAUGGGCGAUACAAAUGCAUUAGAAAAAUUGGAGAAGGAUCAUUUGGAAAAUGUUAUUUGUGUGAAGACACAAAAAGAGAGAACAUGCAAGUUGCCAUCAAAUUAAUCCCUGUUAACGAGAAUGAUUUGGGAAACUUUUUAAAGGAAUGUUCAAAAAUGAUUGGGAUUAAUCACAAGAACUUGGUGAAGGUUUAUGAAUUUUUUCAUGAAAAAGUUAAAUUGUUUGAGAUAAUAAAGCCAAAGAAUAAUUUCGUGGAGGAAUUCGAUCCAGAACGAAAUCAAAUUGAAGUUAUUCUAGGGGAUUAUGGAGAGAGCAAAUAUUUGUUUGAAUGCGGUAGCAACAGCCCAUUGAAGGGAACCAUGGGUUAUAUGGCACCAGAAGUAUUCUCCUACUUGCAGUAUGGAACAGCAACAGAUGUUUUUUCUCUCGGGGUGACAUUAUAUCAAGUCGUUUGUGGAUCUGGUAAAAUCUCAACGAUUGUUGCAAGUUUGAUGCUAAAUGAAAUUAAAAUGAUGGAAGAAAUUUCAAAUAAUUUCAAAGACAAGGGCGUGGAUCAAAAAAUAGCCGAUUUCAUAUUGUCCAUGCUUUGUGUGAAUCCAGAACAAAGACCAUCUGUUCUAGCUAUUAAGAAUUUUGGAAAGAGAGUUUGA
Naegleria fowleri is the source of this 2046-nucleotide messenger RNA. RefSeq lists its product as uncharacterized. Gene Ontology annotation, molecular function: protein serine/threonine kinase activity; ATP binding. The record is from RefSeq and is a predicted model, not a curated record. Gene Ontology annotation, biological process: protein phosphorylation; mitotic DNA damage checkpoint signaling. The transcript has 3 exons. Lineage: Eukaryota; Heterolobosea; Eutetramitea; Acrasida; Naegleriidae. Gene Ontology annotation, cellular component: nucleus. Bases 1 to 2046 code for a protein of 681 amino acids.